Molecule: messenger RNA, 660 nt
Organism: Cooperia oncophora
Lineage: Eukaryota; Metazoa; Nematoda; Chromadorea; Rhabditida; Trichostrongylidae
Source: the annotation of a GenBank genome assembly
AUGGACCAUGCCAGACCCCAACACUUGGAUUCUGCGUUACUCGCCAUGAUCAGAUCACUCAUUUCAAGCCAGAAUCCUUCUGGAUAUUGCAAUGCAAGUUCGAUACUGCUGAUGGAACGACCAUUCGACCAGAGUGGAAGCGUGGUCGUCUGUUCGACAGAGAUGUGUGUCAGCUUUUUCUGGAUCGCGUCAAGAAUUGCCGGAAAGGGAUUGGUGACUGACAGAACGACAAAAGAAUCCCGGAGAGAGAAACCACAGGCUUUGAACACCGUCGAGCUGAUGCGAGUGGCGAGCAGUUCAUUCGGCAUUAGCCCCGCGUCGACAAUGAGUGUUGCUGAACAACUGUACACCCAAGGAUUUAUUUCCUAUCCAAGAACCGAAACCACCGCUUAUCCUCCCAAUUUCGAUUUAGUAGGAACUCUGAAGCAACAAUCCAAUAAUCCUAAAUGGGGAGAUGUGGUGAGGAAGGUGUUAAAUGAUGGUAUCCGGAAACCAAAGAGUGGAGAGGACAAAGGUGAUCACCCACCAAUCACUCCGAUGAAACCAAACAAUGGACAGCUUUCAGGGGAUAUGGCGCGAAUCUACGAUUAUGUUGUGCAACAUUUUGUAGCGACUCUGAUGGGGCCAUGCAUUUAUGAUGUCACUACCGUAACAAUCUAG